Molecule: messenger RNA, 1368 nt
Organism: Spea bombifrons (plains spadefoot toad)
Lineage: Eukaryota; Metazoa; Chordata; Amphibia; Anura; Pelobatidae
Product: zinc finger protein 182-like
Exons: 5
Coding region: 8-1324 (438 amino acids)
Biological process (GO): regulation of transcription by RNA polymerase II; central nervous system development
Cellular component (GO): nucleus
Molecular function (GO): RNA polymerase II cis-regulatory region sequence-specific DNA binding; DNA-binding transcription factor activity, RNA polymerase II-specific
Source: RefSeq, a predicted model, not a curated record
UGUGAGGAUGCCCCGGUUAAGGAGAGCCUUUUCUAAGAGGCCCAGAACGAAGCCUGCGGCUAGCCGGCUGCGGAAGCCUUUGGGAGCGAAGCCAUCGCAGUCCUGCGCGGGGUUUGACGACGUCGCGUUGUAUUUCUCGGAAGAGGAAUGGUCUUAUUUACAGAACGAACAGAAGACGCUUUACCGGGAGGUCAUGAUGCAGAACUACCAAGCGCUGCGGUUUUUGGGUUAUUCACAAAGAAAACCAAAACUUAUAUUAAGCAUUGAACAAGGAGAAGACCUCUGGGUGUCUAACCUGGAACGCCAAGGGAAAAAAUCAAUCCCAUUCUCCUUGGACGGCCCCCGACGGACGGUGGAGGAAUUGGCCGGGUCGCUGUUUACGCCGCAUGGUUGGGCGGUGGAGGGCUUGAGCUUCCUGCGGGGCUGCGAAGCUGUACACGAGGUGCCCGAGCCUCCUGGAGAAGGAUGCCUCGUCGACACGCGUCGGUAUAACCUGCGCGACCGCGCGGCCGUAGAGUACUCCGUGUUUUAUGAGGACGGGGCGUCUGAAACAAGAGAACUCAAACCUCACAGGAAGCUGCAGCUUGGGAGAGCCGACAUGACCGGUUACAAAUAUAUUCGGAAAAAGGCCGCCGAGCCAUAUUCUUGUUCGGAAUGCGGGAAAAGUUUCUCUCAGAGAGGCUCCUUGGCGGCGCACCGCAAACUGCACACGGGGGGCGUCCCGCUGUCUGUCUGCACGCGCUGCGGGAAAUGCUUCACCCAGCGGUCUGGUCUCCUCAGACACGAGAGGACGCACGCGGUGAGGAGGCCGUUCCCCUGCGACGACUGCGGGAAGAGCUUCAGCGACGGCUCGACGCUGCUCAAGCACCAGAGGAUCCACACCGGCGAGAAGCCCUUCGAGUGCUCGGAAUGCGGUAAAGCGUUCAGCAUUAGUAACUAUCUGGUUGUGCAUCAGAGGACGCACACGGGGGAGAAGCCGUACGCCUGCCGAGAGUGCGGGAAGAGCUUCUCCCAGAGCUCGCAUCUGGUCACGCACCAGCGGACGCACACGGGCGAGAAGCCGUACGCCUGCAUCGAGUGCCGCAAGAGUUUCACGUCCAGUUCCCACCUCGUCACCCACCAAAGGACGCACACGGGCGAGCGGCCGUACCCCUGCCAGGAGUGCGGGAAGACGUUCAAGCACAGCACGCACCUCGUCCUGCACAAGCGCACUCACACGGGCGAGCGGCCCUACUCGUGCGAGAAGUGCCCGCGCACGUUCGCCCAGCGGCCGCAGCUUCUGAAGCACCGGGAGAGGUUCCAUCCCCAGGAAUGGGGAGACUAGCGCUGCACCUGUCUCAUUAAACGCGCCCCACGGCCGCGCGCUCU